This is a messenger RNA of Ciona intestinalis (vase tunicate), 830 nucleotides long. RefSeq lists its product as uncharacterized. NCBI's taxonomy places the organism in Eukaryota, Metazoa, Chordata, Ascidiacea, Phlebobranchia, Cionidae. The record is from RefSeq and is a predicted model, not a curated record.
UUUAAAAUUAAACAAAAGUUAUACUUUUUUAGAUUUAUCUUUAGAUUUAAAGAUAAACUAAGAAAAUGUUUAAAGAACAAAUUGCUAUGUUAAUUGUGAUGCUAAGUAUGAGAUAUACUGUGGGGCAAACCAGUAUUUGGAGAUUCAACAACAACAACAACAACGACUAUAACGUAACACGUUUAAAUUUGUGGCAACGUUUUAUACCAGAACAACUGGCAGUGCCACUGAACAGAAUCCGAUGUCGUUCACCAUUUUUCCGACAUUUACGCACGUGUAGUAUGCUAAACAACCCACUACAAGCUAGAAGCCUUUCAAGAAUCACAAAACCUUAUUUAUGUCAAACGCGAGACAGGUGGACAACCAACAACAUCCCAGCUCACUCGAUAGGAAAGAGAUCAAUCAACCUUUGUACUGGUGGUGUAAGCAAGAGAGUGAUCACACUUGCACAAGAAGCAGCAAGACCUUCAGUGACAAGAGAACUAAUACAUGAUCCCACCGAACACCUUUAUCAAACAAUGCUUGUUGAACAUUGUGAACCAAAUUUUGGACCUGUCAGCGGGCUUUACUGUAGGAUGCAUAAAAUCGCAUUCAAGGCAGCAGUGUGGUCAGAAGACCCAAAUUCUGACGCAAUAGAAGUUCUAGAUGUCACAACAAAUGCAUACUGCGCGCUUGCGUGACGAUAAUGAUGAUGAACUUUUAAUGGAAAACUGAUGACGCCCGCCAUGGGAUUGCUUUUGUUUUUCGUAAUUAACUUAUAUUGUUGUGUAUAUUGCGUAAUUUGAGCGUAAAUGUUGAAAAUAAAAUUCCCAAUUUGCGUCAGCAUUGUA